This is a messenger RNA of Tarenaya hassleriana, 1038 nucleotides long. RefSeq lists its product as uncharacterized. The transcript is spliced from 2 exons. The coding region runs from base 1 to 1038 and encodes 345 amino acids. NCBI's taxonomy places the organism in Eukaryota, Viridiplantae, Streptophyta, Magnoliopsida, Brassicales, Cleomaceae. The record is from RefSeq and is a predicted model, not a curated record.
AUGUGCUCUGCAUUCCUUUGGACGGGAGCUCCAGAAACAGCCAAAGACGCAAAGGUUUCAUGGGCAUCUGUUUGUACUCCAAAAAAGUAUGGCGGCCUCGGGUUAAGGAGGGUGGAAGUCUGGAACCGCAUCCUCUGUCUUCGAUUAAUUUGGUUGCUAUUCACGAAGGGGGGUUCUUUGUGGGUUGCAUGGGUCAAAUCUAAUUUGUUGGCUGACAAGUCAUUCUGGGAUCUCAAGACAACGAGCAAAGGGAGUUGGUCUUGGAAGAAGUUAUUGAAACUGAGAUCAGAGGCUAGGACAUUCUCGAGGUGUCGAUUGGGGAACGGAUCUUCCUGCAACUUCUGGUUGGAUUCUUGGCUCCCACAGGGGCCACUGAUUGCUGAACUAGGAGAAUCCGGUCCGCGACAAUACCUAUUACUGAUCAUCCACUUAUUAUAUGACUCCUCAUUGCUGCCAUUCAGUACGUCCAGGGCUUGGGAUUUACUUCACUGCUUCUCCUCGACUGACAUUGCUCCAUGGCACAAGAGCGUCUGGUUUACUGGUUCGGUUCCUAAACACGCGUUUAUCUCAUGGUUGGCUGUCAAAAAACGGCUACCAACGCGGGACAGACUGCUCUCGUGGGGGUUAAAUACACCCCCUGAUUGCUUACUUUGUGGGUCGGAAAUUGAAACUACACAUCAUAUUUUCUUUGGCUGUGAUUUUUCAAAUGAGAUUUGGACCUCUUUGCUGGUUUCAUGCCCUCUCUCGGACUGUUUGGCAUCAUCAUUGCAGGAAGUUCUCAUAUGGGCAAACCGAUGUUCGAAUGACCCGACGAUUAGGCUCAUGGUCAAACUACUGCUACAAGCGGCUAUAUACCUAAUAUGGAGGGAACGAAACACUAGGCUUCACGACACUCAGUCCAAACCGGCGGACAUUAUCCUUAAGGAUAUUCUAACUACAACACGAAUGCGGCUUUCUUCGUUCAGAGGCUCAAACAUGGACAUGAACGCACACGAUUCGUUGCUAACUAUUUGGUUUCGACACUUUGAAUGUAGUUGA